This is a messenger RNA of Monascus purpureus, 2069 nucleotides long. The record is from the annotation of a GenBank genome assembly. Lineage: Eukaryota; Fungi; Ascomycota; Eurotiomycetes; Eurotiales; Aspergillaceae.
CUUGGCACCAAGUCACAUGGUGUUUUACCUAACCGAGGCAGUCGUAGGCAGCUGCAGCUUCUAGCUACAUUCCAAGAUUUCUUUACUGUUCUGUCCAAGCGAUAACGCUUGGUAGCUUGCAGAUAAUUAUGCCAUGGGUCUUUAGAUGGUUAAACUGCGACCCAUCAGUGCGCAAUGUGAGUCCACCCUCUAAACCCAACAACGCAUCUCCAGCUACUACUGAACUGGGACUAAAGUUAUUGUACGCGGGAAUUGACCCGCAAAUCGAUAUCGUUGCAGUCCAUGGAGCGAAUGCACAUCGCGUGAAGUCAUGGACUGCUACGAACGGGGUUAAUUGGCUUCGUGAUCUAUUGCCGCUUGAUCUUCCGCAGACCAUGAUAUAUACAUGGGGCUAUGAUUCGAAUGGGGGUCACUCGUUGGAAGAUAUAUCCAAGGACCUCAUUCGUGAUUUACAGGAAAACAGGGCUGUAGCAAGUAUACGCGGACGUCCGAUCAUAUUCAUUGCGCAUAGCCUGGGCGGUUUAAUAGUCAAAAAUGCUUUGCUCUACUCCGCCUCAGCCCAGGAUGGUCCCGAGGAGUAUAACGCUAUUAGACAGGCGACAUACGGAGUAUUAUUCGCGGGGACACUCGAGCUAGGUCCCAGCACGAGUGGAUUAGAGGCUCUCGUGGCGAGUAGUUGUAAUUCUGGGAUCUCCCAAACGGCCCCGAGGGAUCCAAUCUUCCAGGAAGCAUAUUUCACACUCACGUUAUUAAGGGAAUAUGCCCGAAUCAGCGGGGAUUUUAAAACUGUAUACGUUAGUGAAACGGUUCAGGUUGCAUCGUCUCAAAAUUCCCAGUUAGAUGCAAGUGUCUACAUCAUUUCUGUUUCAAAAAUUUUUUGGUUUGAUUGCUAAUAUUGCAUCCAACAGACAAGUGUAGCGGAAUCGUUGACUAAACUGGAGAGCGCAAAUGCAGCUUCCAUUUCGAUUAAUGCCAGUCAUGGAAAUAUGAUAAAGUUCGGUUCAUCAUCGGACGACGGAUAUUUGAAAUUUAAAGACCUUCUUACCGUUAUGGCGAGGGAUGCUGGAGAAAAGCUUCGCUUAGGGACGAAAUAGGAUGCCCUCCAUAUCCAUAUCCAUUCCCACAUGAUCUUGACCCAAGAUAGAAUGUGUUUUUUGCAAUGUCAACGACGACCAAGCAUAAUGUCCCUUACUCCCGCCAAAAAAUAAUACCUUUCUCGUAAAGCCCAGUAAUUAUCCCAACUCCACGAUCUACAUCUCGCAUAGCCGUCGUGCUCGAGCCAAACUCCCUUUUUGUCACAUAUACAUUCUUCAGACCGGAAUCAAGCGUCCACUCAGCCACCCAGCUCGGAGAAGCGCCUAUCAAGCAAUUGCCCAGAUUGCGCGCAUCAUUGUUUAUACACUUGUUUCGACUUUUGAUGACCUUCUCUAGGGACGGUGGAUGAGGAUGUCCCGCGAUUAACAGUGUACCUCUCUUGUCCGUGGACAGAUUAUCCGGCAUAAACGGUACAUUGAUCACACAGAAUUCUCGAAGGGAGCGGUCAGGUUGGAUGUUGUAUAACCUGACGCUAGAGGUGCUGGUUGAGGCCACUGCAAGUGUGGACGCAUUUAGAAGGGUGACGCCAUUUGCGAAUGGGACGUGAGCCACAGGCCGGACUGAUGGUGAGGAAUCGGAAUCGGAAUCUCCAGCUGAGAGAUUCACGUAGACAAGAGCGCCCCAGGGAAUUCCGGCGUACGUUUCUACCUUGGCCAGCCACGGGUUCUCCCUCGCGAGGUAAUAGUGGUCAUUGCUAACGUACAACUCGUGGUCGCUAAGGGCGGCAAUGGCAUUUGGCGACCUGAGGAAUGGGCUAAUGAUUGUCCUUGUAUGCUUUGCAACUGGCUGAGUAGUGGAGGAGUCGAGGUCUAACGAGAAUAUCUCUAGUCGUGAGCCGUCAUAGUGAUGAUUGCAAACAAAAAGGGUAGAGCUAGGUCGGUGGUACUCAACGCCGAGAGGAUGGAACUCCUUCCCCCCAGGAAAAUCAAGCAGUUUAAUCGGCGUAAGUUCCUCAGAUGAUCCAGAGAGUCGAC